Messenger RNA from Juglans regia (Persian walnut), 945 nucleotides. RefSeq names its product protein SRC2 homolog. Gene Ontology annotation, biological process: defense response. NCBI's taxonomy places the organism in Eukaryota, Viridiplantae, Streptophyta, Magnoliopsida, Fagales, Juglandaceae. The record is from RefSeq and is a predicted model, not a curated record. The coding region runs from base 1 to 945 and encodes 314 amino acids. The transcript has a single exon.
AUGGCCACGUCUCGCCCUGCGCCACCGAAGCGUCUGGACCUGGAGCUCACCAUCGUCUCCGCCAAGCAUCUCAAGAACGUGAACUGGAAAAACGGAGACCUCAAGCCAUACGCGGUAUUCUGGGUCGACCCAGACCGCCGACUCGCCACCAAAUCGGACGACGCUGGCUCGAUCCGCCCUGUAUGGAACGAGAGUUUCACCCUCCCACUCACCAUCCCUGUCCAGGACUCCGUCCUCACCCUUGAGAUCUUCCACUCCAAACCCUCCGAGACCCCCAAGCCCUUGGUCGGCACCCUCCGUGUCCCGCUCAAGGAUCUCGCUGACAACCCCGACGACCCGAUCCGUAUCAGAACGUUCCAACUCACCCGUCCAUCGGGUCGUCCCCAGGGGAAGAUCCGCGUAAAGCUCUCCGUCCGCGAACGGCCGUUGCCGCCAGAUUAUCAUGUUGCCCCUCAGCCUAGCUACUAUUACUCCGGUGCCCCUGCCCUUCCUCCGCGCGACUACAGGGGAUACUCGCCCUCUCCGUACACGUCACCACUCCCCGCACCGUCCCCAUCGCAGCAGCCGCCGCCGGCUCCGUACCUUUACAGCUCGUAUCCCGAUGCGUAUUCAGGAUACUAUACAGGGUAUUAUUCCAGUGCGCCACCACCGCCUAUGCCGCCCAGGCCAUUCUUCGACCGGCCCGUGAACUAUGGUGGGCCUGGAGGGCCCAGUGGGCCGUCGGCACCUGUGGAUUACUCGUUCUACGAACAGAAGCCGAAGAACUCGAAAAUGGGUCUGGGAACGGGAAUGGCUGUGGGCGCGGCCGUUGGAGCGUUAGGUGGGCUCGCAUUGGACGAGGGAUUGAAGUACGAAGAGGAGAAAAUCGUGGAUAGGGUCGAGAAUGACGUGGCUGCGCGCGACGAUUACAGCGAUUACCGUGGCGACUACCGCUCCGAUUAUUGA